UUCAAGUGCCACCAGCUGUGACAGAGGUACCAGAUCCCAUCAGCUCCUGCCCACCAGCCCCGAAGACCAUGGAGCUCUCAGACAGCGACCGCCCCGUCAGCUUCGGCUCCACGUCAUCCUCGGCCUCCUCCCGGGACAGUCAUGGCUCCUUCGGCAGCAGGAUGACCUUGGUGUCUAGCAGCCACUUGGGCUUUUUUCCCCAGGACAAGGAGGCCGGGGCCAUCAAACUGGAGCUGGUUCCAGCCAGGCCCUUUUCCAGCAACGAGCUGCGAAGGGAUGCCGCGGGGCAGCCGGAUGUGGAAGAAGGCGCCAGCAGCAGGCAGCCCCGGGCCUCAUGGAGGGUGGACACCAACGGGACCUCCAAGCCUGGUGCAGAGUCAGCUGCCAGCCCCAAGCUCCUCUAUGUGGAUAGAGUCGUCCAGGAAAUUCUGGAGACGGAGAGGACUUACGUGCAAGAUCUAAAGAGCAUCGUAGAGGAUUACCUCGACUGUAUCAAGGACCAGGCAAAACUUCCUCUGGGGCUAGAAGAAAGGACGGCCCUUUUUGGAAACAUACAGGAUAUCUACCACUUCAAUAGUGAACUGCUGCAAGAUUUGAAAAACUGUGAAAAUGACCCUGUAGCCAUAGCGGAAUGUUUUGUGUCCAAGAGUGAAGAGUUCCACAUCUACACCCAGUACUGCACCAACUACCCCAGAUCUGUAGCGGUGCUGACCGAGUGCAUGAGGAACAAGAUCCUAGCCAAGUUCUUCCGGGAGCGUCAGGAAACUCUGAAACACUCACUGCCUCUGGGUUCCUAUCUCCUGAAGCCGGUUCAGCGGAUUCUCAAGUAUCAUCUCCUCCUGCAUGAGCUAGAGAAUCACUUGCACAAGGACACGGAGGGCUACGACGUGGUGCUGGAGGCCAUCGACACAAUGCAGCGGGUGGCCUGGCACAUCAAUGACAUGAAGAGGAAGCACGAGCACGCAGUUCGCCUGCAGGAGAUACAGAGCCUGCUCACUAACUGGAAGGGCCCAGACCUGACCAGCUAUGGGGAGCUGGUCCUUGAGGGCACCUUCCGCCUCCAGCGAGCCAAGAAUGAGAGGACCCUCUUCCUCUUUGACAAGCUGCUUCUCAUCACCAAGAAGAGAGAUGACACAUUUACAUACAAAGCUCACAUCCUGUGUGGCAACCUCAUGCUUGUGGAAGUGAUCCCAAAGGAGCCCCUCAGCUUUAGCGUCUUCCACUAUAAGAACCCCAAGCUGCAGCACACAGUUCAGGCAAAAUCCCAGCAAGACAAACGCCUCUGGGUGCUGCACCUCAAGAGACUGAUUCUGGAGAACCACGCAGCAAAGAUUCCAGCUAAGGCCAAGCAAGCAAUACUUGAAAUGGACGCCAUCCAUCACCCAGGCUUCACCUACAGCCCAGAUGGCGAGACCAGAGUGUCUGCUGCCUCUAAAGAUAGCUCUGCCCCCUACCGGCUCAGAAGGAAAUCUGAACCUUCUUCAAGAUCACAUAAAGUUUUGAAAACCAGUGAAACAAUACAAGACAUCCAAAAGGUGUCCAGGGAGGAAGGCUCCCCCAGCCUGCCCUCCACAGGGCCCACACCCACCCAGGGGCCCAGUCAGACCAGCAGCUCCACCUUCUUCUCUGUGCUCCGCGGGGGUGGCACGGUCAGGAGCCUCUGGACCGACCCCCAGAUCCAGCAGGCCCUGUUCCCCAGCCGUCGGUCACCACAUGAGGAUGACGAUGACGACUACCAGAUGUUUGUGCCCUCCUUCUCGUCCUCAGAGCUCAGCUCCAGCCGGCUGUCUGAGGAGGGCACUUCCAGCCGCCCUUGCAGCUGGCACCUGGGCCAGCUAGAGCCCACCAACACCUCGGGCUCUGGCCACCGCGUGGUCCGGCGGGCCAGCAGUGCCGGCGAGAGCAACACGCGCCCCCCUGAGAUCCGAAUCCGGGACAGCACCCCGAGGACCCUGCAGGAACACCCCCAGAUGGAAGUUCAGGAGGCGGCCACUCCCUUCGGGUCGUCGAUGGAGUUGACUGUUGAUGACAUAGAUCAUGUCUACGACAACAUCAGUUUCGAGGACUUGAAACUCAUGGUGGCCAGAAGAGAAGAAGCUGAACCCACUCUUCCCAGAGCCCCCAGGGACUCUGCCCGCCCUAAGAGCACCCCAGAAUUGGGCUUCUCUAAAAAGCCAUUUGGUCAUGGCAAGAGUUCCCUGUACCCCCAAAGAGCUGGGACUCCAACGUUGCCAGAGGCGUCGAACCACAGCUCACAUGAACUGGGGGUCAUGGAAGAAAACAUCUAUGACACCAUUGGACUGCCAGAGUCCCCGUCAGUGGAAUUCAAUGGCAGCAGCCUCCAGAGGCCCAAGAGAAGCACCUUCCUAGGCCUGGAGGCCGACUUUACCUGCUGUGACAGCCUGAGGCCCUUUGUCUCCCAGGACAGCCUUCAGUUCAGCGAGGAUGAGGCCCCGGCCCCCCAGGGCCCCCUUGAGAACGGCUACCUGAGCCUCCUGUACAGCCCGUCCACCUGCUCCCUGGCCACGGCCAACAAGGCCAUCUCAGAUAAGCUGUCCGAGGAGGUAGAUGAGAUCUGGAACGACCUAGAGAACUACAUCAAAAAGAAUGAGGACAAGGCCAGGGACCGGCUGCUGGCCGCCUUCCCAGUCAGUAGUGAGGAUGUGCAGGACAGGCUGAGGACCCGGGAGAGCACACCCGUGCUGAGCCGGGACACAGCACACGCCUUGUCCACACUCUCUCUGCCCGAGAGCCCUGCUUUCCUCACUCCACUGAAAACCAGGCCAGGCCGGGCCGGUCAGACCCACUGCCCUUUGGAAGAAGACCUGCUCUCUGAGGAAGGCUCCUUCCUGAGCCUCAACCGGCUCUCUCUGGCCAGUGAAAUCCCUGCCAUGGAAAACCCCUAUGACUUGGCCAACAAUAGCCUGUCCCAGUCAGACCUGGAAACCCCUGACCUGGGCUUGGAAGCCACUGACAAAACCAAAAGUAAGGUUUUCAUGAUGGCCAGACAGUACAGUCAGAAGAUCAAGAAGGCAAAUCAGCUUUUAAAAGUGAAAAGCUCUGAGUUGGAACAGCCACCAAGCAGCCAACAGCACAGAGCAUCCAUGCACAAGGAUCUGGCCGCCAUCUUGGAAGAGAAGAAGCAGGGAGGACCUGCCAUCGGUGCCCGGAUUGCUGAAUAUUCCCAACUGUACGACCAGAUUGUGUUCAGAGAGCCUCCCUUUAAAACUCAGAAAGACGGCUGGCCCAACCCUCCAGAAUCUUCUCCUCUCCACCCUAUAUCACCUUCCCAAGCCCCACCUGGUAACGAGGAUUGGUUUUUGAAUUCUACCUACAGCAAUGGAGAGUUAGCGGACUUCUGUCCCCAGCCAGCAGAGCAAGACUUGAAGUCAAAAUAUCCCACUUUAGAGAUGAACAUGAAAAGUACUCCAAGGCAGUUGUCCACGGCUUGCUCUGUGCCUUCUCUCCAAACCCCCGACCCUCUGCUGAGCUCUGUACAGAGGCGAAGUGUGAUAGUCAGUCAGCCCAGUAAGGAGUACUCGUGUCAAAGCCAUCUCUACAACUCUUUGGGCAGAAAGGGAAUCAGUGUGAAACCCCAGCCUUAUAGCAGGUCCCAGUCCUCAUCCUCCAUCUUGAUCAACAAGUCAGGAGACUCCAUCAGCUACCCUAGUGAAAUGACAAAGAGUCAGCAGCUGCCUCUACAUCCCAGUUCCAGAGCUGGGAGUCAUCAGGACUUGCUUUCCAGUAUGGCUGUGUCCUGUCCACGGGGCACUGAGAAAUGCUCAGACCUCACACUCCAAGACUCCCAGAAGGUUCUAGUCAUCAACAGGAAUGUCCCCCUAAGUGCCCAAAUAGCUACCCAGAACUACUUCUCCAAUUUCAAAGAGACCGAAGGGGAUGAAGAUGACUAUGUGGAAAUCAAGUCUGAGGAAGAGGAGUCAGAGCUCGAGCUAUCUCACGGUCAUCGCAAGAGGUGUGACCCCAAGAUGGUGGGGGCUGGCCUUUCUGAAAACGUCUGCAGUGACAGCCCCCCAUCCUCUCUCAACAGCCCAUGUACUGUGAAAAAGCCCAUGGGCAGCAAGCUGGGGCUCUCCCCCUACCUGACACCCUGCAAUGACUCUGACAAACUGAAUGACUAUCUCUGGAGGGGACCGUCCCCCAGUCAGCAAAACCUCGUCCAGUCUCUUAGGGAAAAAUUUCAGUGUCUUAGUUCAAGCAGCUUUGCCUGAAGUUCUUCCGCAGAGCUGCCCACGUUCACUUUCUCUGUCUCGCGCUCAGAAGUGACAGACACUGCUGAGUGGUUUUAUACGGACCAGAUUCAAACUAUUUCUGGAGAAGCUAGAGGUGCAAACUAACCUUUCUUUGACAGCACAACUUUUUUUCAGGGGAGACGGCUGAUAGUCCAGCCAGAAUUGUCCUAUAGCCAGUAGUAGCAUUACAUGUGUGAGUUUUCCUAAUGCUGGUUUCUUCAUAUUUUGUGUGAGUCAAACUGACUUGAAACUUUUUAAGUGUUUUUUUUUUUUUCCUUUUUUUGACAUGGUAGCCCUCAUUAUUUUUUUCUCCCCAUAUUUCUGACAGCAGUGAGACACUCUCACCUUAUCUCAAAGUCAUGAGUACUUUGAUCCUGGAACUUAACAGAGUCUCUUCCUCACAUUUUACAAAAGAAAAUAAAUAAAAGGUAUUUGAAGGUUUAUGUAUCCACCAGGCAUGUCUGGGGCACCAGUGCCAAGGCUCUAGUGUGAUUUUACAAUUGCGUCUACAGUGCCCUUGUUAAGGUUUUUAUGUUGGAACCCUCUUCCCCUCCUCCCCUCCCCAAUCAGUUUGUUCCAGUGAAGAAUUCCUGGAGCCACUGGAGAUGAAAAAGUAGCAGGGUCGGUUUUCUAUCAGAAAUUCUUACCUGGAUUCCUGGACAAGGCCUGGAGAAUGUGCUGCUCAGUGUGUUCAUUUUUGUGUUUUCUAGGGCAAAAUAAACGAUUUCCUUUAUGGCUUAGAGAAAAAAAAAAAAACAACAGGUGCAGCCAGGGGAAGAUAGAGGACAGGGUCCAGUUCAGUCCCCACCACUGGAUUCCCCAGACUGAGCAGCAUUCUGGUUCCCACCCCCACCCCUUCUCUCCCUCUCUCAUAAAAGUCUUAAAAGUGAGUAAAAAUGCAGAUUGACUCAACUCUUAGAGAAGAUGGGUUGGCCUCUGGGAACAACCUGAUUAUUCUUCAUACUGCAUUUGAAAGGGGAAAAGGCGAGGGGGGGGGUAGAUAGCAUAAUGGUUACACAAACAGACUCUCAUGCCUGAGGCUUCAACGUCUCAGGUUCAAUCCCCUGCACCCCCAUAAGCCAGUGCUCUGGUUUAAAAAAAAAAAAAAGGAAGGAAGGAAGGGAGGAAGGGAGGGAGAAAGAGAGAGGGAAACCCUUCCCUUCGUGCUUUUCUCUGUACCUCUCUCUAACCAACCCAAAAUAACCCAACUUAAAGCACUUUAUUGUACACAUUUUCUUGAGUUUUGUCCUCAUCCCAGGAACCCAAUUCCAGCCUUGAGGAUUUUGUUGACUACAAUGAAAUUGAUGUUUCUAAACCAGACAGUGACACAGGAUGUUCUGUCUUGUUUUGAUUUUAUUGCUUUGAGACACAUGAAGCGACAGAACAGAAUCUUCUGUUACUAAGUUGUCACCAAUUGCACCUUACUUUUAUUUUGUUGUUUUUGUUAAGAUUAGGAAAGAGCAGUUCACUGUGACAGUAUGUACUGAUAGAAUUCUCUUAGUAAAAGAAGGUAAGGUACUUUUGUGCCCAAGCUGGUGAGUAAAAAAAAAAAAAAACCUCAAAAAUGCAGAAGAGAGAAAUAUAGGCAGGUUUGUUGCUACUUUCUGAAAUAACUCUGAUUGAAAACUCCAGUCAAUGAAACAAGAAUGUCUCCUCAGUGAACUUGGUGGAGGCCUUUUGCAUUCCACACUCCCCCCCCCCCACCGUCGUGUUUUAUUUUAAAAGAGUUGUGAUGAUACGUUUCAGUAAAAGAAAUGUCAGCUUUUCAUUCACAGUCAAUAGUAGUAUUGAUUCGAAUCAGUGACAUCUAAACUCACAUUCUGUUCAUCUCUUUUAAGUCCUCUGUCUCGUUUACUUAACUAUACAAUAAAAAAAAAAUGGGACCACCCUUCUUUUGCAAACCAGUUCCUGAGGUUUUUACUUUUUAAACACCUACUCAAACACAACCCAGCUAUCUUGCUUCUCCAUAUUGAACAGCACGAUUCCGAAAAGUACUCUUCUCUUUCCUUACCUUUCUUCCGACAUCAAAAUAAUUUUCAGGAUUGUUCAGUAUCAAACAAAGAGAAGUACUGUAGAAAGAAUACUCUGGGCUUAAAGUUAUUGUUGAGCAUCUGUAAACAUAAAUAAAUAACACAUAAGUAAAUACAUGUCCGUGACUCUUUUUGACCCAGGAAUGCUGAUCCCCAUUUUUCACUUUGUCGUCUGUAUGACCCAAAGUUCAUUAUUCUCUGUAAUGCUCUUGGUCUUAUAUUAUUAAUUCUCCCCACCACUGUCUUGUUGCAUGACAAUGUCACCUGAAGCACCCCCCCCCCCCCGCCUUCCCAGGUGCACAAAGGUGACUGGCUCUCUGUAUAAAUUAUGUGGUUGUCUUUAGGGUCUAGGAUAAACUUGUUUUUUUGAAGCACUUCUGUUGGAUAGGUUGCAGAUUUUGAGAGAAAGAGGUGUGUGUGUGUGUGUGUGUGUGUGUGUGUGUGUGUGUGUCUGUCUGUCUGUGUGUGUGUGUGUGUGUCUGUGUGUGUGUCUGUGUGUGUGUGUAAAAUCAUGUUCCUAUUUUUCCUUGAAGCUGCCAGUUAAGUGUUUUUGUUUUAAAAUUUUUGGAGGUGGGAUAGGGAUGUAUAUAAUUGGGGGGAAGUUCAAUGUACUUAAAAGUAUGUCAGGUUCUUAGGUUUCUGUAUUGAAGGUUCAUUUUUUUUAAAUGUAAGUUCAUUUUUCACCUACUCUAUUCUUGUUGCAAACAAUGCCUGUAGGGAAAUAGAGAUUUUAAAAUCGUACAAAUAAGAUAAUGAAAUAUCCAUAAUGCUCAUUAUUUAAUAAAGUUUGUAAAGUCCAAAGCAAA
Messenger RNA from Erinaceus europaeus (western European hedgehog), 7086 nucleotides. RefSeq names its product pleckstrin homology and RhoGEF domain containing G1 (gene PLEKHG1). Gene Ontology annotation, molecular function: guanyl-nucleotide exchange factor activity. The record is from RefSeq and is a predicted model, not a curated record. The coding region runs from base 69 to 4229 and encodes 1386 amino acids. The transcript is spliced from 15 exons. Lineage: Eukaryota; Metazoa; Chordata; Mammalia; Eulipotyphla; Erinaceidae.